CUUACCCAGACUAGGAGAAGCAGGAAGCCAUUUUCUUUUAGAACUACCACCAUGCAGAUGUAUAAUUCGUCCCCAGAGCGAAUCAAUCCCCCUCGGCGGAAAUCUUGCGACGCAUGCUGGAUGGCCAAGCGGCGAUGCGACUUCGCCCUCCCGGCUUGUUUGCGCUGUGCUCGCAGAAACCUACCGUGCGUCUAUCCGGGGCAACAGCCUGCUAUUUCGCAGGAGCCAAGUUCUGACAUAUCCCUGCUCAUGGAGCAAGUGGAUGGCCUAUCAUCAUCGAUCUACGUUGGGCCUCAAGGCACUGGGAAUGCUAGCAGCGGUGCACCGACUUUUUCAACAAUGGACCCGGUGCUCGAUGGAUCCGAUACGGAACUCGUACAUCUAAUUUCACCCGUUUUUCAUCCGGCUGUACGGGACCAGAAUAACUGCAUGGCUAUUCUAAGAACGAGGUCUUCUAGACCCGUUUCGACCAUCAUAGCCACUCGACUUCAAUUCGCCAUUGACAGGAUCAAGGAAGCGCCCCGGACAACGGUCCUGGAGAAUCAGACUCCGUGGUCUCACAGUCAACUGUACAAGGAUGGUAUGCCCCGGGCUAUGCAGGACGCGGUCUCAUCUUGUGCUCUUUACAUGGCAAGAAACGAAGUAAAUGCACCUGUUAUAUUGUCCACGUUUAAAACACGCACAGAGGAUCUCCUAUCACCGCUCCCACCUACAACACCUCUGGAGGCGCUAGCACAUACGCAGGCCCUAAUAUUAUAUCAAAUUAUGUACGUCUUCGACGGGACGAUCCACGCCCUCGCAUCCGCCGAGUCUCUCAUACCGGCUCUCGAGCGUUCGGCGCUAUAUCUCCGCAACUUCAUCCACAUGCCCGAUUCGGACUCGAUGGAGUCCGAGGGCAGCAUAUUGUCAACGAUGGAACCGGUCAUGGAUUUCUGGAGUUUGCGGGUUUUCCAGGAGUCCGCCCGUCGCACGUUCAUGUUCGCGUUUUACUUGAUUCAGGUAUACAAUCUGCUCCAGAAUGACCGGCUUAUACAAUGUGAUGGACGGUUAGGGCUGGUGUCGGCAUGGUACUCGUCGACGCAUUUGUGGAGGGCGCAGAACGCGUUUGAUUUUGCGGUUGCGUGGGCGGAAAAGGAGCAUUUACUGGUUUACAAUGUGGACUUUUCGCAGUUGCUGCAGCAUGGACAACCAGGUGAUAUGGAUUCGUUUGCGAAGAUGAUGCUCAGUACGAGUUUGGGGAUUGAUAGGGCCAAGGCGUGGUUUUAUUCUAAAGGGGCUGUCUGGUGAUUUGUAUUCUGCCAUGUAUUCGUCUCUCGUCUCUCUCGUCAAGUACAUCGUAUCUGUUAGUGGUAGUCUGUCCAGACCAAGGAAUGCGGAUGGGGGCUAUAUGGAGGUAAUGGUUAGUGAUGAUGGUUCAGAACCCUAGGAGGUCUUUAGAAAGCUUAUGAAGAGGUUUAAGGUAAAGUAUGUUACAAUCUCACUGUACAAUUUGC
Molecule: messenger RNA, 1493 nt
Organism: Monascus purpureus
Lineage: Eukaryota; Fungi; Ascomycota; Eurotiomycetes; Eurotiales; Aspergillaceae
Source: the annotation of a GenBank genome assembly